Messenger RNA from Rubroshorea leprosula, 2924 nucleotides. NCBI's taxonomy places the organism in Eukaryota, Viridiplantae, Streptophyta, Magnoliopsida, Malvales, Dipterocarpaceae. The record is from the annotation of a GenBank genome assembly.
UCCCCUCUACGCUCCCCGCAUUUUCCCGGAAAAUUAAAAAGGAAAACGAAGGAAAAAAAUUUUUUUUUUCGGGAAGUCGACAAUUGCGUCAGAGUCGGAAGCGAUCGCCCCCAUUCAUCACAGAGAGAGGGAAGAGGAAAAGGAGAAAGAAAGAGAAAGAUCUUCCUCUCCCCAUCGGAUCAGGCUGAUUUAAAAGCGAAGGCGGCGAGAAUUUAUUGAUAUGAUGUGUUUGAUAAUUCACCAUCAUUGAUGCACAUGACCUGACGCCACCCUUUUUUUUUUUUUUUAUUUCUUUCCUUCUUUUUUUCUCUGAUUUAUGGGUGAAUUUUUGUUAAUCUAGUCACUCUGGUUUUUGUAAGAGAGCGGCGUCAUAAAUUCGGGGUUGGGUUUGCGGAAUGGUUGAAUGGGAACAUCUCGGAGUUCGAGGAGGUGGCUUGCUUCUUCUUGUUGUUCUUGAUUAUUGAAUGCUGGUGCUAUUUGGUUGGUUUGGCCUUAGUGCGUUCAUUUUAGGUGGAUAAGUUUUGUCAUUCUUGGGCUCGGUUUUAGGUUUGGUUUUCAUCCCCCUGAGAGGGAAAGCUUGGGAUGUUGGUGUAUGGUAUCAUUGUUAUGGGCAGCUGCAGAGAGAACAGAGGUGUCUUCUGCUGUGCUACCUGAAUAGUUUCUUGGGGUUUUCCUUUUUUUCUUGGUGUUUUGUGAAGGGUAUUUUGAAAGAAAGGCGAAGAUGAAGUUUAUGAAGCUUGGGUCGAAGCCUGAUGCCUUCCAAGCUGACGGCAAAUGCAUCCGGUAUGUAACAUCUGAUCUGUCAACAGACGUCAUUGUUAACGUUGCUGAAGUGAAAUUUUACCUUCACAAGUUUCCUCUUUUAUCUAGGAGCAACCAUUUGCAAAAAUUAGUCCUUAAAGCUAAUGAAGAGAGCUCUGAUGAAAUUACCAUUGCUGAUUUUCCUGGUGGCCCAAAAGCAUUUGAAAUUUGUGCUAAAUUCUGUUAUGGAAUGACAGUUACUCUAAAUGCUUAUAAUGUUGUGGCUGCUCGUUGUGCGGCUGAGUACCUAGAGAUGACUGAAGAUGUUGAUCGAGGAAACCUGAUUUUUAAAAUUGAAGUGUUUCUAAAUUCAAGUAUUUUCCGCAGCUGGAAAGAUUCCAUUAUUGUUCUCCAAACAACAAAAUCUCUUCUGCCGUGGUCUGAAGACCUGAAGAUCGUUGGGAGAUGUAUCGAUUCCAUUGCUUCUAAAACCUCAGUGGAUCCUUCAAACAUCACUUGGUCCUACACGUAUAACAGAAAGUUAUCAGCUCCCAACAGAAUGGUUCAAGAUGAUGUGAAAUUGCAAGAGAAGGUUGAAUCUGUCCCAAAGGAUUGGUGGGUUGAAGAUAUAUGUGAGCUAGACAUUGAUCUUUAUAAGCGAGUCAUGACUGCUGUAAAAUCAAAAGGAAGAAUGGAUGCUACAGUGAUUGGUGAAGCAUUGAGAACUUAUGCUGUUAGAUGGUUGCCAGAUUCUGUUGAAGCUUUGGUUGCUGAUGCACAUUCUUGGAGGAACAAGUUGCUAGUGGAAACAGUUGUAUACUUAUUGCCUUCAGAUAAGGGUGUGGGCUGUUCAUGUAGUUUCUUGCUGAAACUUUUGAAAGUUGCUGUUUUGAUCAGGGUGAAUGAUUCUUCAUGGGAAGAUUUGGUGAAGAGGAUCAGCCUAAAGUUCCAUGAGGCGUCAGUCAAAGACUUGUUGAUCCCAGCACGGUCUCCACAAACUACCUUUUAUGAUGUUGAAUUGGUGCAAUGCCUUGUGAAACGAUAUCUUGUGCAUGAAAACUUUGGUCCGCAGUUAGAUGUCAUGAAGAAUGAGUUGGGAUGUGAUGAUUUUGUUUUAGGGCAUGGAUUGCUGUUAAAUGUUGGUAAAUUAAUAGACGGAUAUCUUGCAGAAAUUGCCCAUGACCCAAAUCUUGAUCUCGCCAGUUUCAUUGAUUUGUCUCGAUCUAUUCCAGAGACAGCAAGACCAAUUCAUGAUGGAUUAUACAAAGCCAUUGACCUGUACUUAAAGGAGCACCCUAGCUUGACAAAGUCUGAAAGAAAGAAGAUAUGUGGGCUGAUGGAUGUCAAGAAACUGACAAUGGAAGCAUCAAUGCAUGCUGCACAGAGCGAGCUGCUUCCUCUCCGCGUUGUAGUCCAAGUUCUCUUCUUUGAGCAGGUUAGAGCAGCUGCAGGAAUUCAAGCUCUUAACAACAAUCCCGGUGAAGUUUCCCAUUCAACAACAAACACAGAUGAAGAAUGGGACAAGAAUGCAACUGCAAAUGGAGAUUGUAACUCCCUCAAGAAACAGAUGAGUCAACUCAAGAUAAAGAAAGAUGAAUGCCAAAAGAACGGAAAACUGACCAAGAAGAGUAGUAGCAAAAACAGUAAAACUGGCAUUCAGUUGCUACCUUCCCGAUCUAGAAGAAUAUUUGACAAGCUGUGGGUUGUGGGCAAAGGUCAGUCAGAGAAUAGAAGCUCCGAGACAUCCGGGAGUUCACAAAGUCCAACUUCAAUGGUUCCAGGGGAUACCAAGUCCUCUGGUUCAUCCUCAAGAAACAGGAGGCAUUCCGUAUCCUAGGGAAGGACAUUCCGAGGCAAUCAAACCGGUGAAGAAGAUUCAAAACUGCUGAUAAGUGUAAAAAGUCGGUAGGAUUUUGUUGUAGCUUGCCUGUUUUAUCUUUAUUGUCUUUGUGUAGUAACAUUCCACUAAUGGGUCUUAGGUGCAGGAAAAUUUUAAUCAGUUCUUUUGGGUGUCGUGUUUCUAACCUGUCUUGUUUCCAAUUGCAAGGUUGUCCAUCCUAGUGUAUUUCGAAUCCUAUUUCAAUUCCCCACUCUUCUUUACUGCCACAUGAUAUCUUCUGUUUGUUUCCCGGGAAUUCCAUUUCAAAGCACUGGUGAGUAUAGAAUGAAAUGAAUCAAUCUGU